AUGACUUACACCAGAAGUAUGUACGAUAUGCCUCCCCCCAAGCUGGGCGAACGCAACGAGUAUUGGCAGCUUCCUAGAGACUGCAAGCCUGCUGGCGCUCUUGCUGCUGCCUGUAUUAUCAACAAGACCUUUCCUGAUGUCUAUGGCUUCCUCGAGGAGAAGUUCUGGGAGAUUGUGCGCUGGCAGGAGCUGGAAAUGAAGAGAAACCCUGUCAAGAAGACUCCCCCGUGGGCUCGCUUCAUCUUGCGUACCUUUGGCUUGAGCUUUCUGUACGAGGAUGAGGAUUUGACCGCUAAGGAACGCGCUCAUCUCAUCUUCCCCAUGUUUGAGGAGAUCAGCGAUGAGGAGUGGCUGCGUCGUGCUGCUCCCCUCCACUACCCUUACCACACUCCUGAGUCUCAGAAGAGAUAUGACGAAGAAAUGGCCUUCCGCCGCGAGAGAAGAGUCAGGGAGUGGUACGAAAGGGUUGCUGCAUACAAGAAGGGAUUGAGAGCCGACAGAGCCGAGAAGAGAGCCAAGAUGAGAGCUCAGGACCCCGAAGACUUCUCUGACCAUGACAGCUUUGUCAGCGAGGCCUCCUUCCACAGCGACUCUGAGUUUGGCGACGACGUUACUGCCGAAGAGAUUCUUGACAAGCUCUGCGCCACUCUUCGUGGCAUGUACAAGCGUGGUGUCAAGCCAUCUGACCCUGACUUCAAGGAGGCGCUCAGCAAGGCCCAAGACGUCAAGAGAGUAAUUGAGCGCAACAACGAGCCUGACGCUGUCAUUCCCGAGAUGCCUGAGCCCAAGUGGAACAUCAAGCUCGAUGAAAACAUGAACCUGACUCUUCUCGACUUCGACAACGACCCUUUCUUGUCUCCUGCGGACGAGGUUCUUCUCGACGAUGUCCAGGGCUGCUUCAACACCAGAGACAUGCGUAUUAUGGAGGAAAUCUUUGCCAGAUGGGCUAAGCUCGCCGAUUAUCGUGGCAAGGAUAAGGAUCAAAUCCACAAGAACAAGAAGGAGCACAACCGCCUCUUGAUCUUGUUCAACAGACUUUCGGAGAGAGUCAACGCCAGCAAGGAUGAUGGCCAGGCCAACGGAGACGAAGAUGCCAAUGACGAUGACAGCAAGUCUGGUGGUGACGAAGACGACAGUUUCGACCCCGAGUCCCAGCCUGAUUGGAUGCGUAUCGUUUCCAAGAAGACUCGCCUCAUUGUUGAGGCCUCCGACAUGGACGUGAACCCCAAGCAUGUCGUCAUUUCCUCAAUGACAGAGGAGGAAGAGCUGGAGUACUUCGCCAGACUCCACCAGCUUGAUCGAAUCGAGUGCGCCCAGUUCAGAAUCGAAGAUGAGCGCAAGGCCAGAAUGGCUCAGGAGAUCAAGGACAAGGGCAACGACAUCCAGUGGCUGCAUACCCGUGACAGAGAGGACUUUCCCACCUCACCUCGCAUCUCGGCUUCCAGUCAGACAGACUCUCCUCCUGCCCCUAUCGAGGAAGCCUAUUGCCAGCAUCGCUCGAUGGGACAGAAGCUCACUCUUAGCCUCUUCGAUGGCUCGACUUUGAAGUGCUUCUCUGCUGGUCCCCACCACACCCGCGAGGAGGAGUUUGCCUCGUCGUCUUCUGCUUCUUCCACCAACAAGAAAUCGCUCAUUGAUCGUGGUGCCAAGAAGAUCGCUCGUGGCAUUAGGAAGUUCAAGAAGCUGCGCCGCAAGGUGCUCUACGAUGAUGAGUCCAGUGGCUAUUCCGAUGACAGCGAUGACACUGUUACUUGUCCUUGA
This is a messenger RNA of Aureobasidium melanogenum CBS 110374, 1761 nucleotides long. RefSeq lists its product as uncharacterized. The transcript is spliced from 2 exons. NCBI's taxonomy places the organism in Eukaryota, Fungi, Ascomycota, Dothideomycetes, Dothideales, Saccotheciaceae. Bases 1 to 1761 code for a protein of 586 amino acids. The record is from RefSeq and is a predicted model, not a curated record.